AUGAGUGUCAACGAUGACGAUCAUCAAGAACUUGAUGAACUCGACACACUUUCACUCACAGAUUUCCCCCUAACAAGUGACCAAGAUCAUGAUCAUCAUCCGAACGUUCCAUCAUCACCGGUACCAGAAGAUUUAUUCGAGUUUUGUAGCGGCAGAUCAUUAGGGUUUUCUGAAGAUCCCAGGAUGUCCCAUGCAGAAGAUAUGUUCUCCGGUGGGAAGCUCAUACCGAUCAACAAUCAAAACCGUAAAGAGAAACACAUUAACCGCAGGCGAUCCGAGUCAAUGCACGAGUUAAAGAGCAGCACAAACAAAACAACAGCAAGUCAACUCGUGAGAAACAGCCACUCUUUGGAUUACAAGAAGCUUAACCGAAACUCGAGGUUGAACUAUGAACCGACAGCGGAGAUCCACCGUAACAACCCGAGUAAUAAAACGUCGUCUUCGAGGUGGUCGGAUAUUGUGUUUGGGCCAUUAAAAGGGCCCCCGGAGAUGGAUCUCCGGGACAUUAGGAACAGGCAGGUUGUUAAUACGUCGAAGUCGAUGUUCGCUAAGGUUGAGUCGAGUAACAGGUUUGCGGUCAACCACCGGGCGGGUUGUCACCGGAAAAGUUCAUGGGGAGUGCUUGGGAUACUUAGCUGCAAAAGCUCCGGCAGUGUUGCCGUGAACAUGCCGUUAAGUUAUGAAAAGUUGAGUUUAAAGAAUUGA
Molecule: messenger RNA, 705 nt
Organism: Helianthus annuus (common sunflower)
Lineage: Eukaryota; Viridiplantae; Streptophyta; Magnoliopsida; Asterales; Asteraceae
Exons: 1
Coding region: 1-705 (234 amino acids)
Source: RefSeq, a predicted model, not a curated record